UUGUAGAGUCAGUUGUUACGGCAGCGGCAAUCCGUUUUGUUUGGUCGUUAGAUUUUUGUUUCGUUUUGAUUAUUUCGCACAUUUGUUUAUAAACCUGCCCCAGCCAGUGCCUGCGCGUAGAACAAGUUUUCCUUAGAACAUAACUACACAGCUGCGUGAAGCAAAAUGGAUGCACUUAGCGACUUAUUGGCACCGCACAGUGAAACCAUCGGUAAAAUAGCCGGCACAAUAACUACACUACAAUUUCUAUCCGGCAUAGCGCUUUUAAAUGAUAUACGCAAAAAGGGCAGCAGCGAUAUUUAUCCCAUUGGACCAUUUCUAGGCGGUAUAGUGCUGUUCCGCCUGGGCAUGUUGAUCACAUCGAUACUCGUCUGGCUAGUUGGCUCACCGCUGCUCAAUUUGCCCGACAUCAUCAAGAAGAAGAGCACGGAGGGCAUGCCCUUUCCCAUCAUCUUUGCCGGACAGCUGGUUGCCACUGCCUGGACCUUGUAUGCAGUGUCCAUACGCAAUCAUGUCAUGGUGUAUCAGAAUUUGUUCCUGUGGGUCUUGGGUGGCAUCCAGCUGGUGAUGUUCAUGAUCUAUCCCAGCACACCUGCCAAGAAGCCCGCUGCCAAGUCCGAGAAGAAGAAGGAGAAAUAAAUAACUCAACUACAAGUACCUAAAUUAAAUGAAUUAAGAAAGCCAAGGAAGGCAUCUGGCGUCCCUAACAUCAUCUAGAAUUUUCGACUUAACUAAUUAUUCCAGUUUCGAACUCAAACGCUUCUAGUACAAUUUUGACUUAACAAUAAUCAGGCAGGGUUCCAUSUAAUAAUAAUAAUUAGCUAAGCUUCUACUCAGCAAAUUCAAGUGUUGUACAUAUUCGAUUUCUGAUUACAU
This is a messenger RNA of Drosophila arizonae, 876 nucleotides long. Its product is annotated as sugar transporter SWEET1. NCBI's taxonomy places the organism in Eukaryota, Metazoa, Arthropoda, Insecta, Diptera, Drosophilidae. Gene Ontology annotation, molecular function: sugar transmembrane transporter activity. Gene Ontology annotation, cellular component: membrane. Gene Ontology annotation, biological process: carbohydrate transport. The record is from RefSeq and is a predicted model, not a curated record.